ACGUAAGCAAGAGUGCCGCGGGCAAGGUGUGGAGCUGACCGGAGGUUCACCGCAGCCUCAUCGCAUCUAGGGUCCUUCGAGAUACUGAAGGCAUUUUCUCAGACAUGUUUGUGGUGUGAUAUGUGAAAGAAACGAUAAUAUAAGGAUCACUGCACUCCCAUGAAGAGACAGGUGUGGGUGGUGCUGGCCAUGGUGGGGGCAGCUUACCUCCUGGCGAUUCUCUGCUUAACCUUCAGAUACAGUCACCUAUUUGUCCAAGAUCUUAUUGAGAAAGAAGACACGGACAUCAGAAAGUCAUCAAAUUAUGAGAGCCUCAACAAUUUUACAUCUGCAUGGGGACCUACACUACCCAAAACCAAGAAGGAUGAGAAGCCAGUGGUCAGUGGCAUAAAGAGAGACACCUACUUAAACAUUGAUGUGUCAGUGUCCAAGUGGAUGCUAGAGGUCAAGGUGGACAUGAAAGUGAUUUUGUACGAGAAAAUGGUUAUGGCUGACAUCAAAUUUAUGAAGAAAGGGGGAAUGUACCUACUUGUACUGAAUCCUACCACAGCCACUGUCAUGCACUUCUCCAAGCAUAGGACCUUUGAGCGCUCUGGGGACCGCGAACUUCUGAGGGUUGUGAAAGGCGUGCAGCCUGGGAGGAUUCUAGUUUUCGCUGCUCUGCAUGAGGGGUUCAUGCAGAUGUCUGACUUGACUGUGGGUUGGAUGCGGAAGACUGGUUCACGGGCCAUUUUUGACAUGACCAUGGGUGACAGGUGGGCAUGGAUAUGGACCAAGGGAGGACAGACAUGGGCUGAAGGAGCUGUGUUUGCUCGAGAUGGAGACAGUCUCAUGCUGCAGGGUGGGCCGCUCCGCCUCCAGGCCAACCUCCCGCGCUCUACAUUAUAUGAAGUGGAAUGCUCUAACUGGCCUAAUGGAAAAAGAUGGUCAGAGCGGAAAAGAUUCUGUAAUCGCUUUGAGGGUUAUGGUGAUCUCUGCAGCUGCAAGACCCCCGAGCUACUACCCUCCAACCAGAUGAGGAACAAAAAAGGAGAAUGGGGAGAGAGCACCAUACCGACAGUGGUGGUGGCGAGUGAACGCCCCUUGCUGCUACACAGGUGCCUUCGCCGGCUGAUGUCUGUGGCAGGUAGUAGCCCUGAAAGGACGUUGGUGGUGGCUGAUGGGGACCUUGAUGGCAGGCUACAAGAGGUCCAAGCGGUAGUCAGCCUUUAUGGAAUAAUGUUUGAGGGUCAUGAUGCUGGGGGAAACAAUGUCACCCUGCGCAUCACCCGCCACUACAAGACAGUGAUGGAUGCUGCAUUCAGAACCUUUCCUGAUGACCCUUAUGUCAUCCUUCUCGAGGAAGACCUCUACGUGGCUUCAGACUUCUUCAGCUACUUUGCUCAAACUGCACCACUUCUGAUGAGUGACCCAACUCUCUACUGCGUGUCUGCCUGGAAUGAUCUGGCGCGAGAUGAUUCUGGUGGGAAUCCGAGACUUGUCAUGCGCUCUGAGACAAUGGCAGGGCUGGGCUGGUUGCUGUCAAAGAAGGUUUAUCAGGACGUGAUUACAAAGUGGCCAGCACAUGACAAGUUUGCAGAUUGGGACAUGUGGAUGCGACUACCAGAGAUUCAACAGGGUCGAGAGUGUCUGGUACCCGAGGUCUCCCGUACCUUCCACUUCGGCUCCAAGGGUGCCCACCUGACAGACUACUUCCAGGCAAAUUUUUACGCCCAUGCUUCUUUCAACACUAUGGCUCACGUUACUCUUGCUGAUCUUGAUAUGUUAGGGCCAACAUCUUAUGACCAACAUUUGAAGGAGUUGCUUUUUAAUGGCGUUCAUCUGGACGGGGAUGCCACCAACCCAUGCAGCAAGACUCUCCUCCCUCGGAACUCUAGCAGCGUCUACAUCCUCUGGAUCAAGAUGAAUGAGGCAAGAGAUGAAUUCACCUACAUGGGUGUGAUGUCAUGCUUGCGGCUGUGGAACCUCGAUCUACGUGCACACCACAAGCUGUUGUGGCGCCUGAGGUGGAAAGGCACGUGUCUUCUCGUGGUGGGGUGGCCAGCGUCCCCAUUCUCAGUCCUCAAGCCAAAGGAAGUGCGGGUACUGAUGAGAUAUGACCCGCUCAAACCCGAGGAGGAGUUCCCUGUGUACAAAUACCUGUCCACAAACAAAACUACUUCUAUCAAUACGUCCCUGACCUGACACCACCAAAUCAAUGGUCCUUAGGUGAUAUUACAUCAUAUCUAAGUAUGUAGACUUAAGUUCACGGGCAGUAUUACAAUAGCACAUAUAGGUUCAUCCAAGAUCUAUAUAAUAGAUCUUGGCUACAUCCAUCAGCUAUGAUACAAUGGCACCAACAACACAUACAAAUUGAUAAGACUUAUCAACGAAACUUUAAUAACAAACACCAGCAGGAAUAGCUUCAUUUUUCUACAAUCAUGCUUCUUUUGCUGCUGCUAAGGGCGGGUGGGAAUAAAAGUAAUAUAACCUAAUAAUAAAAAAGGUCGUAAUGCAAUGGAUUUUUUUUUUCAAACAACAGGUUGUGGCAUAUCUGUUAAAUACAACACUGGUUAAGUUGGCUGUCAAGGAACUCUUAUCUACUAAAACGCAGGGCCGCCGAUUUUCUAGUAUCCAGCUGUGCACUGUUGUAGCGCAGGCAAGUCCACUUUGCCUCUGAGCUAUUGGAUCAUGUUAGAGGUAGGGGGUUCACCAGAACAGGCAGCCUUUUCUGGUGAACUCCCUACCUCUAACAGAUCAUAAUAUAUUUAUCUUUUAAUUUGUGUCCUACUCGAUCUAUGGUAUCAUAUGCAUUUUCGAGCCCACAUGGAUCUAAUAUAUAAUUAUAAAGCCUAUAUUUAUACUUUUUUUUCAGCACCCUCUCCUCCCCUGGAUACACAGCAUAUUAUGAUAUAGCUACUUUUUUAUUUUUUAUUUUUUUUUACCGGUAUUUCGUUGGGGAUAUACCCCAAUGGAGGAAGGCGGUGCAUGCCGCGCAACAACCCCAGAGGGCUGGUAGAGAUAUACCCAAUUCUUUCAAGGAAACACACUCUCUAAGCGACGCUUCGACGAAGAGGGAAGAGCUUCACUGAGAAUAUGGCGGUGAGGGUGUCGGAAAGAGCCCACCUUUCCACCCCCAUGGUACGGGAUAGGUCUCGAACCCACGCCCUAGCAACCCGCCGAAGCGCAAGGCAAGUGCAGUAACCUGCACCAGCCUGCUAAGUCUUUUCUUGCUUCUCCUCUAUAAUACCAGCAUAAUACACACUCAUUCUACACUUUCUUACUGUCUGUCAUCUCCAGGAAAUAAAAUGGUGGAGAACUCCG
Eriocheir sinensis (Chinese mitten crab) is the source of this 3303-nucleotide messenger RNA. Its product is annotated as protein O-linked-mannose beta-1,2-N-acetylglucosaminyltransferase 1-like. Gene Ontology annotation, molecular function: beta-1,3-galactosyl-O-glycosyl-glycoprotein beta-1,3-N-acetylglucosaminyltransferase activity. Lineage: Eukaryota; Metazoa; Arthropoda; Malacostraca; Decapoda; Varunidae. The transcript has 16 exons. Gene Ontology annotation, biological process: protein O-linked glycosylation via N-acetylgalactosamine. Gene Ontology annotation, cellular component: Golgi membrane. Bases 160 to 2184 code for a protein of 674 amino acids. The record is from RefSeq and is a predicted model, not a curated record.